Messenger RNA from Fusarium coffeatum, 1671 nucleotides. RefSeq lists its product as uncharacterized. Gene Ontology annotation, biological process: lactate catabolic process. Gene Ontology annotation, cellular component: mitochondrion. The coding region runs from base 1 to 1671 and encodes 556 amino acids. Gene Ontology annotation, molecular function: FAD binding; D-lactate dehydrogenase (NAD+) activity; D-lactate dehydrogenase (cytochrome) activity. Lineage: Eukaryota; Fungi; Ascomycota; Sordariomycetes; Hypocreales; Nectriaceae. The transcript is spliced from 8 exons. The record is from RefSeq and is a predicted model, not a curated record.
AUGCUGAAAUCCCCAUUUCGCCCUCUUUUACGGCAUGCUCAGAGGCCGAUGCCGUUAGCUGUCUCACGGCUUCCAAUCACCCCUGUGAAUAAGAUCCACAGCAGUAAGAGGACACAACAGAGCGAGUCAAAAAGCCAAAGUCACCACAGGGAAUCGCCCAGAAGACCUGUCUUGCUCGCUUCGGCGCUGUCGGCGACGGUGACUACUUUCGGCGGCGCUCUAUUGUUGGUUUCUUUGGGCUAUGGGAGUACAGUAGUGGAAGAUGAAUGCAAGUACGCAAACCGACGACAGAUGGAAUUAGCAGUGGAGGAAAUCAGACAAGCUCUUGGGGAAGACGCCGUGAGCAUCGAAGAUGAGAUACUUCAUGCUCACGGCUACUCGGAGUGGUCCACGAUUAAUAUCGAUAGGCUGCCCGUUGCAGUCACUUUUCCUUCAUCAACAGAAGAAGUAGCAGUAAUCGCCAAGAUAUGCCACAAAAGACGUGUUCCCAUGAUUCCUUAUUCAGGUGGCUCAAGCGUUGAGGGCCAUUUCUCAGCCCCAUACGGUGGCGUCAGUGUUGACUUUGUGAACAUGAACCAAAUUUUGGAGGUACAUGCCGACGAUUUGAACGUUGUCGUGCAGCCGUCUGUACCCUGGAUGGAUCUCAAUGCGAAGAUACAGGACACUGGUCUCUUCUUUCCAAUUGACCCUGGCCCUUCGGCACAAAUUGGCGGCAUGAUUGGUACCAAUUGCAGUGGCACAAACGCAGUAAAAUACGGGACUAUGAAAGACUGGGUGGUAAACCUGACAGUCGUCCUGAGCGAUGGUACUAUUAUGAAGACUCGUCGAAGGCCGCGCAAGUCGUCAGCUGGCUAUAACCUCAAUUCUUUAUUCGUGGGAUCCGAGGGCACCUUGGGGUUCGUCACUGAAGCUACGCUCAAACUUGCCCCAAUCCCAGAGCGAUCUGGAAUUGCGGUAUUGACAUUCCCCACUGUCGGUGCAGCGGCCAGUAUGGCAAUUGAAGUCAUCCGCCGUGGUGUCCCCAUCAACGCGGUCGAGAUUCUCGACGAGGUCCUUAUGAACGUCAUCAACAGGAUGGGUGCCACUUCCAGAGAAUGGGCCGAAGUCCCAACUUUAUUCUUCAAAUUCAGUGGCAGCGAGUUAGCAGUCAAGGACAGCAUCGCUAGAGUGCAGGAUAUAUCCAAAAAUCACAACGUGCAGGACUUUCAGUUUGAAAGCGACCCGCACAAGCAAAAGGCCCUGUGGUUAGCACGCAAAGAAGCACUCUGGAGUAUGAUGGCGUUGAGAGAAACGGAUGGACACGUGUGGUCCACUGAUGUGGCUGUGCCUCUAUCUCGAGUCGCAGAGCUCAUAGAUGUGUCCAAGAAAGAUCUUUUGGGGCUUGGUCUAUUCGGAAGCAUAUUAGGACACAUUGGCGAUGGUAAUUUUCACGAAACAAUUCUCUUCCAGAAACACCAGCACGACCAAGUUGAGCAGAGCGUGGAUAGGAUGGUCUUGAGGGCGCUUGAGAUGGAGGGCACUUGCACAGGUGAGCACGGUAUUGGUCUUGGAAAGAAGGAGUUCCUUAGAGAGGAGGUCGGUCAAGCGCCAAUUGAGGUGAUGAGGGCUAUAAAAUCCAGCUUGGACCCGUUUUGGCUCAUGAACCCGGGCAAAAUCUUUGACAGGAAAUAA